UGUAUAGAAAAAAGACGGCACCGGAUUCGCUAAGCCUUGCAUGAAUAAAACGAGCUAUUUCGGGAUUAGAUUGUGUUUUGAGUGUUAAACAGCUUAACUUAGCUUAGCAUCCAAUACUGGGUGUAUAAAAUAAGAGACUGAUGCGGCUGAAAAGGUGUCUCUUAAAUCAAUUAAUGUUUUCUAUAGUACUAUGAUACUCGAAGAAUGAUGUCGGCUGACGGGUAUAAGACUUAUGAAUAAAUAUACAAAAGCAGUAAAAAAAUGGCAUUGACCGGUAAAGAUUAAUUUAAGCUAUCUGAAUGCCUUUAUUUCUGGCCUUUUAAAAUUGAUCUAGUAAAUCAUAUAAGGUGUGAAUGAAAAUAUCGUUUUGUUAUUUCUUACUAAGUUUACAAUGAACCAUCGCCUUUGUCAAUAAACAAUUAGCGGUUGUCGAUGGGUAACCUGCUCAAACAUUGGCUCAGAUUCCUACGUCGCGACUUACGGCAAGUAACAAGUUGUUCGACAGCAAACCGCGGCUUUCUCCCCACAAAGCUUCUGUAAAUUUAGGCAGGAUUUAGUCUUUAAGGAUGUAUGUAAGAUUACUCCCGACACCGAGUUUAAGGAUAAUUCCCCUGUAAAGAAUGCAGUCCCCUACAUUCGCACCCAGGCCGCCUCGGUCAGCUACCACGCGUGCGCACCGGGACCGAACAUUUCCCAGUCAGACGGCGAGCUCGAAUGACGACGAUAACGUCUCUCUGAACUCAAGCUUCUCAGGGAGUCUGCGCAAAAACAUGCCGCGCAUAUCCACGAGUGAGUUCGGCACUGUACGUGCCGCCACCAUGGGCGUGGCCAGGAUGAAGAACGAGCGAAAGAGUCGUAAUAAAUCCACAGCCGAUUUCCUCAACAACUCGUUAUCAGAUAGUCUCGCGCCUUCGGGCCGAACGGGUAGAAGAACGAGUAUUUACUCGCUGAGCGAGUUAGCGGGGGCGGGUGCCACCGUUAAGCGAAGGAAACGAAGUACUCUCGAUCAUUGGGGUCAGCGGACUGCCCCUGGAGUUACAAAGUACUUUGAUAAGAAUUUGCCACCGGUAGAGCUCUUACGGCGCUGCAUUCGAUUGGUGCAAAUGUUUGCUUCUCUCUGUCAAUACAAGUUCGAAAAGGAGACGGAAGAAUCGGACGUCGCACACACGGUCUUCACUCAGUACAUCAACGACGACGAAGACAAACCCAUGGACGGUGGACUCGCAUUCGAUGCAUCUUUCUACAAGGCUAACCGUAAGAUGCGGGUUUCCGCCGAGGUGAAGAAUAUCUUGCAAUCUCCCCAAGAACAGCGCACAGAACAGCAGUGCGCCAAAGUUUUGUUUUCGCUGCGUUCGAUUCGAGCGUUUGCCGAGUAUCCGCAGAGAAUCCAACACAAGCUUAUUAACGUGGGAUGGUAUGAAUCGCACUCGUCUAAGCGAGCAAUCUUGAGACAGGGUCAAAUUCCACAGGCUUUCUACUUCGUCCUCUCAGGCUCAGCCGUCGUGACGGUCUUGGGCGAGCAUGACGCUUUCGCGCGCACGGUUCACUUCUUACGAAGAGGAGACAGUUUUGGGGAACUAGCGAUUCUUCACGACACCCAACGACAGUCGACUGUCAUUUCCAGAGAACCGAUUGAGCUGCUGGUGAUCUCUCGUGAGGAUUUUAUCGACAUCUUUAUGCUUGCUGGCGGCAUCAAGAACAUCACUGAUCCUGACCAUCAAAUUUUUCUCCGAAGCCUCGAGUUCCUCAAAGGCUGGCCAAUUGAACUGCUAGCGACCAACCCGAAAAAGUGUCUCUUCCAUUUCUUUAGGAGCGGGUCUGUGCUUGUGAAAGACAGUAAUCAUACGGACUGGAUCUACAUCAUUAAAUGGGGAAGCUGCCAAGUAUUGAAAAAACUGAAAGAGGUGAAAAGUCGGUUGACAGAGCACAAAGAUCGAGUUGUGGGAUUCGACAACGUUCGCAGCCUCGUUCCCAAAGCGGACUCCCGCGCGAGACUGGAUCGAGUCAAGGCCAAGUUGUCGAUCGUGACGAAGUUGAUGCCAAAACUGAACCUGCGCCCGCUGACCGAGAACGUAAACGAAGAAGAAACUGAUGCGAAUAAUAAUAAUCGAGAUGAAGGUGUGGCUAUCGAGCAGGUCGCGGCAGCACAGGGAAUCCUCGCGACCUACAGACGACAGUCCAUGUCAGACGACGACUCCACCAGCUUGCCCGGUACUGAGAGCAGCAGCUCGUCGCCGAGGCCCGUGCGGAGGGUGUCGUCCCAUGAAGGGCCUCGCAGAGUCUCGGUGCCGGCAGAGGGUGGGGGGCCGGAAGGGGGGAGCAAAGCACUGGGCGUGACAGGAGGGGGAUCAGGUUCAAGAAGGCAGUCGCUGAAAAGGAGUGUAGCGUUCCAGACAGAUGAAGAAAGAGAGUCUCCUGAUGUUAUACCAUUAACGACAAGGAACCGACGGCAACGAAAGCUAGCGAGCCCCAAUGCACCUUUGCCCUCUCUGGCACCGGUCAAGUCACCUGACGUGUCACGUGGUAGCUCUGCCAGAUCACGUGAUAGCAGAAGCCCCUCCCCCGGACCGGCAUCUGAGUUUAUGAGACGUGUCCGCUCCAAAUCGAUUAGGAACAGCCCGCAAGUACUUAAAGCAAAGACGCAAGAAGAAGAAGAAGAAGAAUCAAGUUUACCGCAGCAGAAAAUAUCGGUGAUUGACGAGGGGGCACAGAAACAGGGUGAAGUCAGAGUCACUGCAGCUGAUCGAUAUCCAAUGUUUGUUCAAGUGUCUCUCCUCUCAAAAGGAGAUUCAUUUGGUGUGCAGUCCAUGCUGUUCGACGACCAACCAAGUCUUAGUCUGGUCAGUAAUGGCGCCGAGUGUAUCAUGAUCUCCAAGAAGUUCUACUUGUCACACUGCACGGAUGCCAUGAGAAGGAGGCUAUUGACAACGGAAACGCCCUAUCCAAACGAUGACGCACUUCAGCGCAGCUUACAGGAUAAGGUGAACUGGGACGCAUACAAAAAGAAGACAAUGAAGAGUGUUGUGAACAGUAUGCCAUACAUGAAGAGACGCUCGGAGGACUUGCAAGUUCAUCGCAAGUACAAAGGCAAAGACAUGGAGCUCAGUCAAGAACUAAGAGACAUGCUGAAAAAACUGCAAGAUGCUUCUUGCUAAAACUUCACACUAAAAAAUAUCAAGAGAACUCAAAACCAUGCUGAAAAAAAAAUAUGCUUGAUGUUAGAACUGCAAGACAAUGCUGAAAAAUAAUCGGAAACCCAAAGACAUGCUGAAAAACCAAAAGGAAGAGCACUAGGAUUAACUUUGUAGAAUGGACGACGGCUGAAUGUCGAUAGCAACGGUCGCCAUUGCAAUGUAGCAUGGGCCCUUUAGAUCUUAAUUUCAUUUACGAUAUAUUUCUCGGUAAAAGGUACUUUCGUGUAAAUAGUUUUAUAUUGAUUAACUACUGUACAUAAUAAGAAAAAUAUAGAAAUUAAGUAAUUAAUACAAUAAAAGAUGAAUUUAAAAA
Messenger RNA from Nematostella vectensis (starlet sea anemone), 3507 nucleotides. RefSeq lists its product as uncharacterized. Bases 621 to 3155 code for a protein of 844 amino acids. NCBI's taxonomy places the organism in Eukaryota, Metazoa, Cnidaria, Anthozoa, Actiniaria, Edwardsiidae. The record is from RefSeq and is a predicted model, not a curated record. The transcript is spliced from 22 exons.